Molecule: messenger RNA, 927 nt
Organism: Gambusia affinis (western mosquitofish)
Lineage: Eukaryota; Metazoa; Chordata; Actinopteri; Cyprinodontiformes; Poeciliidae
Gene: myl6
Product: myosin, light chain 6, alkali, smooth muscle and non-muscle
Exons: 6
Coding region: 151-606 (151 amino acids)
Cellular component (GO): myosin II complex
Molecular function (GO): structural constituent of muscle; calcium ion binding
Source: RefSeq, a predicted model, not a curated record
CAUUUUUGCAAUGUGAUUGGCUGAUUCGGUUUGGGACGCGUGACGUCAUCGGGGGCGUACCUACCAAACUGGUUAGCUGUUGCUGUUCGUUUAGCUCUCUGCAGACUGACAUCCUCGUCAUAGAAACCCCAAAAUAACAUAAAAUAAGACAUGUCUGACUUCUCAGAAGACCAGAUCAUUGAGUUUAAGGAGGCCUUCCUGUUAUUUGACCGGACCGGUGACGGGAAAAUAACCUACAAUCAAUGUGGCGACGUGAUGCGAGCCUUGGGACAGAACCCGGUCAACGCAGAGGUGCUAAAAAUUCUUGGAAACCCCAAAAUGGAAGAGAUGAACAACAAGUUGCUGGAUUUUGAGCAAUUUCUUCCCAUGUUUCACGCCAUCGCCAAGAACAAGGACCAGGGCUCCUUUGAGGAUAUUGUGGAAGGCCUGCGUGUCUUUGACAAGGAGGGAAAUGGCACAGUGAUGGGAGCCGAGCUGCGUCACGUCCUCACCACUCUGGGUGAAAAGAUGACAGAAGAAGAAGUGGAGACACUUUUAGCAGGGCAUGAAGAUGCCAAUGGUUGCAUUAAUUAUGAAGAACUCGUCAGGGUGGUGAUGAGUGCUUAAGGACUUCAAACGCCUCCAUCUUUAAAUUUAUUCCUGAAUAUUUUCUGUGCCGUUUGUCUCGUCUUCAUUCUACCUCCAAGAUUGUUGUUUUGUUGCUGUUGAACCUUUUUUUUUUAUGUGCCUUUUCCUGUGUAAUGUGAAAACCUCAUAUUCCUAACUCCUGUUGCCGUUUGCAGGCACGAUCAGUGGUACAACUCCUCUUUUUGGUUUACCUUCAUCAUCUCUGGCAGCCAGUCUGUGUUGUUCUUUUCUUUUGGAUGGAUAUAAUAAUGUGACCUGUUGCAAUAAACAUAUGGAAUAAAAUGGUUUACAAAGUUUUAA